CUGUUCUUGGUUUCAAUAACAAAACACAUGCGCCGCAUUCACAACAAUUAGCCACACCAUCGAUCAUCAUGCCUUCAAAAGAAACCACGAUCGCCUCGUUUAUCGAGUCGGCACCACCGGGAGAGUUGUCAAAUGUUGUGAAUGACAUUAAGGCUCUUGCUGGCGGCCAUCCCAACUUGUUGCGAUCUCUCGACCCGGCCUUCCAAAAGUAUAAUGAGGAGCAGUUUACCACAAUCAAACUGCCCGGCAGUAGUGAAUCAACACUCAUCAGCACUUACAACUCUUUGGGAGACGGACGCUACUUCGACACGACUAGUCAGACUUCGUUCGAAGUUGACCAUGCUUCGCAAAAAGCGUCAGCUGUUCAACAAUAUCCCCUAGAAUCGCGCCACACAGAUCUGGUCCGAUCGCUGCAGAAAUCAUUUACCAACGCCUCGGCAGAGCAUUUCCGAUCCUCCUCGAUUGGUGUCUAUCCGACAGACAAUGAUUCGUCUAUCGCCCUGGUCCUGGUGGCCAACAAGUACAGCCCACAAAACUUCUGGAACGGUCGUUGGAGAAGCGCGUACAUCCUCAACACCGCGACUAACGCACUAAGUGGAACCAUCAAAGCCGACGUGCACUAUUAUGAAGACGGUAACGUGCGCAUGGCGACCUCAAAGAAAGUCGACAUGAGCAGUUCGGGCAGCGCUGAGGCCAUCGUGCGAGACAUCGUCAAGGCGGAGAACAAGUUCCAGGAGGAGCUCAACCGCGCCUUCGUUGCUCUUGCCGAGGGUAGUUUCAAGGGCCUGCGACGACAAUUACCGGUUACGCGACAGCGCGUGGAGUGGGAGAAGAUUGGAGGUUACAGACUGGGACAAGACAUUGGAGGCGGCCGCUCGAAAUGAUUCGGCACCCCGAACGUUGUACAACUUUGACCACUUGGUCUGUAACUCCGCAGGUAUUCCUGUCUGCCAUGGGACUCGAAUGACUCAUGUCUCAUAUGUGGCAAUGAUGUCCUUCGGCAUCUGCCGUGUAGGGAUGGAAUAAGAACAGUACUCUAUCAAAGCAAUUUAAAAAAAAUAGUGCUGCAAGCUCGCCUUCCCACCAUCCUCGCAAUUACUCGCACAGUACUAAAAAAGACUCGUGGAAAUUAGCUUUUGAUACAAGGCUAUUUAUCAUAUAGCAUUAAUACAUGGUGUC
This is a messenger RNA of Dissoconium aciculare CBS 342.82, 1179 nucleotides long. RefSeq names its product F-actin-capping protein-like protein subunit alpha-2. Bases 69 to 884 code for a protein of 271 amino acids. Gene Ontology annotation, molecular function: actin filament binding. Gene Ontology annotation, cellular component: F-actin capping protein complex; actin cortical patch. Lineage: Eukaryota; Fungi; Ascomycota; Dothideomycetes; Mycosphaerellales; Dissoconiaceae. Gene Ontology annotation, biological process: actin cytoskeleton organization; barbed-end actin filament capping. The record is from RefSeq and is a predicted model, not a curated record. The transcript is spliced from 6 exons.